This is a messenger RNA of Myxocyprinus asiaticus (Chinese sucker), 9216 nucleotides long. RefSeq names its product mitogen-activated protein kinase kinase kinase 5-like. Gene Ontology annotation, molecular function: ATP binding; MAP kinase kinase kinase activity. The transcript has 29 exons. The coding region runs from base 2124 to 6092 and encodes 1322 amino acids. Gene Ontology annotation, biological process: cellular response to stress; MAPK cascade; protein phosphorylation. NCBI's taxonomy places the organism in Eukaryota, Metazoa, Chordata, Actinopteri, Cypriniformes, Catostomidae. The record is from RefSeq and is a predicted model, not a curated record.
GCAAAAGCAAGUUGUUUAUCUGUCUGUCUAUUAUAUCGUUUGUAAGUUUGUCUGUUUACCACAAAGUCCAAAAUUUAAACGAAACAAGUUUCUUUUAUAUUUUAUUUACUACAAAGGCAUAGUAAAGACUAAAUAGCUGGAACAAAAAGCAACUAGAUAAAUUGUUAUAAGAUAUAUUUUCACCUCUGCUGUGGUUUGCUUAUUAAGAGAGAAUGUGGAUAUUUUUUAUUACAUUACCAAAUUAUGUUUAGAUUCGUUUUAAUUAUUUAGAGUUUUCCAUUCGCUUAACAAUCGUAUUGCAUUCAGGUAAUUUUUGACUUGGGAGAGGUAAAUAAUAAUUUUCAAAUACCACAUAGUUUUAGUACAGGAGCCAAACUUUGUGACUUUGACAGGACUAUCAAAAUAAACAUAAAUCAUUUUUGACAUUUUUUUAAAUAUAAAAUAAUUUAUGAACCAUUUAAAACAAGUUGUUACUUCUACUGCAUUUGCAGGUCAAUUUUGACCCCAAGCAUCAACUGUGGCUUUACACAUGAUAUUAUGCAGAUUUUUUAUUUUCUUCUGUACAUCUAUGAGUAUUUCUUAAAAAUACUUUCAAGCGCACAGUCUAAAUAGGACUUGAAAGAGGAAAAUUCCACAUUUAGAACUACUUCAAAGAGUUCUCAUCAAAAAUCCUCCACAUGCAGCUUUGUAGAUCCUUAGCAUUUUAGCUGUCAGUUUGUCCAGAUACUCAGGUGACAUUUCACCCCACACUUCCUGUAGCACUUGCCAUAGAUGUGGCUGUCUUGUCGGGCACUUCUCACGCACCUUACCCACAAAAGCUCAAUGGGGUUAAGAUCCAUAACACUCUUUUCCAAUUAUCUGUUGUCCAAUGUCUGUGUUUCUUUGCCCACUCUAACAUUUUCUUUUUGUUUUUCUGUUUCAAAAGUGGCUUUUUCUUUGCAAUUCUUCCCAUAAGGCCUGCACCCCUGAGUCUUCUCUUUACUGUUAAACAUGAAACUGGUGUUGAGUGGGUAGAAUUCAAUGAAGCUGUCAGCUGAGGACAUGUGAGUCAUCUAUUUCUCAAACUAGAGACUCGGAUGUACUUAUCCUCUUGUUUAGUUGUACAUCUGGGCCUUACACAUCUCUUUCUUUCCUUGUCAGAGCCAGUUGUCCUUUGUCUUUGAAGACUGUAGUAUACACCUUUGUAUGAAAUCUUCAGUUUUUUUGGCAAUUUCAAGCAUUGUAUAGCCUUCAUUCCUCAAAACAAUGAUUGACUGAUGAGUUUCUAGAGAAAGCUGUUUCCUUUUUUUUUUUUUUGCAAUUUUUGACCUAAUAUUGACCGUUAGACAUGCCAGUUUAUUGCAUAUUUUGGCAACUCAACAACAAACACAAAGACAAUGUUAAGCUUCAUUUAAUGAACCAAAUAGCUUUCAACUGUGUUUGAUAUAAUAGCAAGUGAUUUUCUAGUACCAAAUUAGCAAUUUAGCAUGAUUACUCAAGGAUAAGGUGUUGGAGUGAUGGCUGCUGGAAAUGGGGCCUGUCUAGAUUUGAUCAAAAAUAUUUUUUCAAGUAGUGAUGGUGCUGAUUUUUACAUCAGUAACGUCCUGACUAUACUUUGUGAUUAGUUGAAUGCCACUUUGAUGAAUUAAAGUACCAAUUUCCUUCCAAAACAGCAAAAUCUGUACAUUCCAAACAUUUGGCCACCAGUAUAUAUAUAUAGAGAGAGAGAGAGAGAGAGAGAGAGAGAGAGAGACGGACAGAUAGAUAGAUAGAUAGAUAGAAGGACAGAUAGAUGCACUUUAUGUAAACUAACGUGUGUAUAUUUUGUGAAAAUGUAAAACAAAAAUAUACGUUUUUUCUACACCGGAAAAAAAAAAAAAAAAAAAAUGCAGAAAAAAUACCUAGGCAUUUGAGAAAUACGCGCUUGUAAUUGUACUCUUGCUGCUGCAGGCAGAGGUCGCACAGCUGUGGGGAGUGACAUGUAAAGAGGACGGGGAGUAGGAGGAGGGCGCGUCAUAAGGGAUCCUCCUCAGACUCUUACCUGAAAAACUACAGGAAUACUUUUACGUCAUAGUGAAGGCAUGUCGAAUGAGCGCACAGAGAAUACGUUUUUAUUAAGCUAGACACUAAUAUCGACAUACACAAUGUAUACGACUGAACGCAGGCGCAUGAGCCUGCGCGAGACCAAGAGAAAGGAUCCCGUGCGAGUUUCAGCUGGAAGUUUGUGGCAGGAUUCUCUGGCUAUCGAAGUCGGUGACGCCAGUAAAGUCAUUAUAUCCCCACGGAGUCGGACCAGAGCUUUAUCUGUGGUGCAUAUCGCCGUUGAGGUCGGGUCUAUGCCGCAAACAGAGGAGAGUCUUUCACUGACAUGUCUUAAAGAAGCCUGCGCAGACGCGCACGCAGUGCUGAAGAGCAUUUCGCUUGAGCGCAUUGCGCUGGGCACUACCGAGAUCCUGGACACUUUCUACAACGCAGAUGUUGCUGUGGUGGAGAUGAGUAAUUCUAUCUGUCAGCCGUCUCUCUUUUAUCACCUGGGUGUCAGGGAGAGUUUUAGUAUGACCAAUAAUGUCAUCCUGUAUUGUAAUAAGCAAGAAGAUGAUCUUCAAAUUGUGAAGGAGCAAUGCGGGAGCUACACAUUUAUCCCCUACAUGGUGUCACCGCAGGGUAAAGUGUUUGCGUGUGAUGGCACCCUGAUGAGGGGGAUCAAAGAUUUCCUUCAUUCCAGCUUUAAAUUUGAAUCCUUGCUCACUCCUCUGGUGGAUCGACUGGUCAGUGUGCUGGAAAGCGUUCACAUUCAUUCUAGCGAAUACCUUCAUGAGGCGAUCCGCAGGGAGAUCCGACUGGCUCGAGAGCACUUCAUGGGACAGGCCUUGAGUCAGGAGCUGGGCCGGAUCCAGAAACGUUUGGACUCGGUGGAGCUUCUGAGUCCAGACGUCGUGAUGAGUCUUUUGCUAUCUUACAGGGACAUUCCGGACUAUGACUCCAUAAUAAAUCUGGUGGAGACCUUGAAUAAUUUGCCUAUGUGCAUGGUGACAGCACAUCAAAACAUUCAAUUUCAAUAUAUAUUUGCACUAAACAGGAGGAAUCACCCCGGCGACCGCGCCAAGGCUUUAAAGCUUAUUUUGUCCGUAGUGGAAUCGGGGGGCACAGUGGCCUCAGAUGUGUACUGCCUGUGCGGGCGCAUCUACAAGGACAUGUUCCUAAGUUCAGGCUUCAAAGACACAAACAGCAGAGACCGAGCAUGUUACUGGUAUGGGAAGGCCUUUGAUAUUGAACCCACUCUGCACUCUGGAAUCAAUUAUGUUGUUCUCCUGAUGGCUGCUGGGCAUGAAUUCGACACCUCUAUUGAACUACGGAAAAUCGGUGUCACACUUAGUAGCCUGCUUGGCAGAAAGGGCUGUCUAGAGAAGAUGCAGGACUACUGGGAUGUGGGUUUUUAUCUGGGGGCCGGAAUCUUGGCCAAUGAGCACAAGAAAGUCAUAGAAGCUUCCGAGAAGCUCUACAGACUCAAAGCACCAAUGUGGUAUGUUGCAUCCAUUAUGGAGACAUAUAUGCUCUACAAGCAGUUUGCCAAACCACGAGAUGAAAAUUAUCCAAAACAGGAAACUGUGGACUUUUGGAUGGAGUUGAUGGUCCAGGCGUGCAAGCCCACCAUUUCCACAGCGCGCUGUCCAGUGCUGAUUUUGAAGCCCUCUAAAGUGUUCCAACCCAGUAUAAUAUGUGUGAGUGAGGAAGAUGACUGUCGUACGGUGCAGCUGAGACAUGUUAUUCCAUUCGAGAAAGGUCUGCAUGAGUGGACUUUCCCAGCAUCCGCGAUUCGCGGAGUAAGCAUCUCCAAGUUUGAUGAACGUAGCUGCUUCCUGUAUGUCCUGUACAAUUCUGAUGAUUUCCAGUUGUACUUCCCCAGUGAUCUCCACUGUAAAGGGUUCUGUGAUUUGGUAAACUCUCUAUUGCAUCAAACAGAAUCUCCAGUGGAAGAUUCCAGUCCUCUCAGGGGAGGGGAAGAAGUUUUAGAAUACAUUUAUGAGAGGAAUGAGAAUGGAGACAAGGUGGUGUUGGGGAAAGGGACCUAUGGAGUGGUAUAUGCCGGACGAGACUUCAGCAAUCAAGUGCGCAUCGCCAUCAAAGAGAUCCCAGAGAAGGACAGCACCUACUCUCAGCCACUCCAUGAAGAGAUUGCUCUACACAGGAGACUGAAGCACAGGAAUAUUGUGCAGUACCUGGGCUCAGUCAGUGAGGACGGCUUUAUUAAGAUCUUCAUGGAGGAGGUUCCUGGAGGAAGCUUGUCCUCUCUCUUAAGAUCAAAUUGGGGACCUCUUAAAGAUAAUGAAGCAACCAUUGUCUUCUACACCAAACAGAUUCUUGAGGGCCUGAAAUAUCUCCAUGAUAAUCAGAUCGUCCAUAGAGAUAUUAAGGGUGAUAACGUUUUGAUAAAUACAUACAGUGGUGUGCUUAAGAUAUCAGAUUUUGGCACGUCUAAGAGACUAGCAGGAAUCAACCCGUGUACAGAGACAUUCACAGGCACUCUACAGUACAUGGCACCAGAGAUCAUUGACCAGGGUCCACGUGGGUAUGGAAAACCGGCUGAUAUCUGGUCUCUGGGCUGCACUAUCAUUGAAAUGGCGACAGGGAAACCUCCCUUUCAUGAGCUGGGGAAUCCUCAGGCAGCCAUGUUUAAGGUGGGAAUGUUUAAGAUCCACCCGACAGUGCCAGAGUGCAUGUCAGAGGAGGCUAAAUGUUUCAUCAUGUGCUGCUUUGAACCUAACCCAGACAAGAGAGCCACAGCCUCAGAGCUCCUGAAGAACAGCUAUCUGAAGGGAAGCCCCAGGAAGAGAACAAAACCUCAGUCAGAUAUCUUUCUGAAAGAGCCUUCUGAAAAGGAGAUGUGUCAGACAGGUUUGGAACAACUUGAGGGAGACUUUCACAGGAGCAUGUCUGUGCCCAUCGCUGUGCGUGUGGAAAACACAGAUGCUGACCACACUGAUUUGUCCUGCUCUUUUGAUCUGAGAAGGACCGCGUCUGCCCUAAGGGCAAGUGACAUCACUGAAAGUCCUCCCACCUUCAGCAGCUUCCUGGCUGUGCCAGAUGAGCCACAAGGGGACAUGACGACAAGCCCGGUGGGCUCUGGAGAAAAUCUUGGUCUGUUCAUGCUUAGAAAGGACAGUGAAAGGAGAGAUACGUUACAUAGAAUACUUACUGAAUACAUCAGCCAUGUAAUACAAAACAUUCAGGAAACGCUGCCUCAGGCAGAGGAGCCAUGUAUCAACUCUGAUAACAUCAGCGAGCUGAUUGGCUGCCUGCGAGAGAACAUCCGCUCUCCAGACAAGAGGCACCUGACUAACAGCCUCCUGAAGUUGCGCUCCAACCUCUUGAACUCUGCUGUGCCCCUCAGCAGCCUGCAGGCGGUGCUCUUCAGUUUCCAUGAUGCAGUGAAGAAGGUUCUUCGGAAACAGCAGAUUAAACCUCAUUGGAUGUUUGCUUUGGACAGCUUACUGAGACAGGCUGUACAAGAUGCCAUCACAGUUCUGCUCCCAGAGCUCAAACUUCAACUGCAGUCAUCGUUUGAAAACGAAGAGAGUUCUCCAGAAACAGAGCAAUCCACAGAAGCUGAUUCCGAACAAACAGUCACUCCCCUUGCAAAGGACAAAGAGGAAUCAGAUGUCAUUCAGAGAAUCAAAGAUGUUUCAGAUAUCACUCAAAAAUCUGAAGAGGGUGACAAGGAUUGCAAAUGUACCGAUCUGCCCAGUGACCUCCUCUCUAAUCUCUCCUCACUCGCAAAGGAGCUGUCAGAACUCCGCCUUGAGUCCAGGAGGUUGCUAAAUGAGCUGAAUGAGAAGGAGAAGGAAUUCCAGGAGCUUCUCAAGAACUCACUUCAGAUGAAACAAAAACAAAUCAAUGCCUUGGAGGUCAGAUCUUCCACUGCAGCUACAGAUAAUAAACCUUCAUCCUAUAAUACUCAGAACAUGGGUAUGGUGCGCUGGCUGAGGAGUGUUCCAGUCGAUGAGAAAACCAUAGAAACAAUGCUUUUCCAUGAGUUCACCUUGUACAGCCUUAUACACUUCACAUGUAGGGAUGAUCUGCAGUACUGUGGCAUCAACUCCGUUCCUGCUUAGUAUCGGACUCCACUGCUACGUGUCUCUGAGUGAUGACGACUAAAUGCAACCAGUGCCAGCCAGACAUCCCUUCAGUCUAUUACGAUGGACUUCAGGGGAUGAACUGAUGCCAGCUCCAACCAUAAGACAUGGGAUAAAUCAUAUGCCACUGCCUGAAACUUGGACCUAAGAUAGAAUAAAGAAAUGACCUGCCGGUUGAAUUGCAAUGCACCUCACUGAUCACCUUGGUCUAAUGAUGGACUACACUCUUAAAAUGGAAUACAUAGAUUUAAGGGGGUUCGAGGGAAAGGAGGAGGCGAGAACCGGCUUGAGAACUUAAAUAAUAAUUUAAUGAACAACUUAAACAAAAACACACAACCAUAAACACACACAGUACAGCUGCCUGUAAUUCUCUCUUUCUCGAACUGUCGUCCCCGGCCGCCUUUAUCCCUCGCGCGCCCCAUCAGGCUGAUUGGGGACCGGGCAUGCGUCAUUCCAGCCCGGCCCCGCCCUCCUCGGCUCUACAAUAGACUAACAAUUAACUGCCAUCAAAAGCCUUCAUCAGCCAACUAACAAAGGACAGUGCAUCUAAGUGAACAUCUGCAGUUAACCCAGAAUUAACUUCAAAGACAUUAGUCAUUAAUCUUACAGUUCAUACAAAAUCUUAGUUUAAACACAGGCUCUUAACACUUACUUAGUUUACUAAUUUUAAAUCGUGACUUGCACUGCAUAUAAAUAACUAAUAUUGGCAUUAUAUUCAUGCUGUUUAGCCAGAGGGGCACUGGCCCCAACAGAGAGCAUGGUUUUUCCCAAGGUUAUUUUUCUCCAUUAACCAACAUCUUGUGGAGUUUUGUGUUCCUUGCUACAGUCGCCUUCGGCUUGCUCACUGGGGUUCUUUUUUUUUUUCUUUUUUUUUCUCCCCUUUUCUCCCCAAUUUGGAAUGCUCAUUUCCCGAUGUGCUCUAAGUCCUCAUGGUGGCAUAGUGACUCGCCUCAAUCCGGGUGGCGGAGGACGAAACUCAGUUGCCUCCAUGUCUGAGACCGUCAAUCUGUGCAUCUUAUCACGUGGCUUGUUGAGCACGUGGAGGCCCAUGCUAUUCUCCGCGGCAUCCACGCACAACUCACCACACGCCCCACCGAGAGCGAGAACCACACAUUAUAGCGACCAUGAGGAGGUUACUCCAUGUGACUCUACCCUCCCUAGCAACCGGGCCAAUUUGGUUGCUUAGGAAACCUGGCUGGAGUCACUCAGCAUGCUCUGGAUUCAAACUCGCGACUCCAGGGAUGGUAGUCAGCGUCAAUACUCGCUGAGCUACCCAGGCCCCACUCACUGGGGUUCUAAAUACAAUUAUUAUUUAAUUAUUUAUUUUAAUACACAAUUUACAAUCAUAUUUAAUCAAACUACACAAUGAUGACUCUAAGACUUUAUAGAUAUAUUCAAAUACAGCUGAACCAGUUUAUAAUCAAAAGUAGGCCUCCUUAUUACACAAACAUCCGCCAAGCUCUCUGUUACAUAAAGAGGCAACAAUAAAAUGGGCAAAGAAAAGCUCUCAAAACCCAAACAAAACACUCAUUAACAUUUAUCUACAUGUGCUUACACAAGUGAAUGCAAUAUACAAUGAACGUGACAAAACCAGGGAUCAGAGUUAAAUCCUGCCAGUUUGCAUAGCUCUGUGAAAUGUGAUGCCCAGUCUGGUUUCAUUGCUUCACCUCAGUUGAUGACGAGAGGCGAUUAGAAGCUACCUGUUGUCAGCCUCCACCAUUCAGCAUUAGCAUUAAACAUUUACCUCACAGAACGGAUCAAGUUCUAUGUUAAUGUAAUACCAUCUGAAUAAAUUAAUUCCGGGGAAUUGACCGUGGAAAUUCUUUAUGGGUGAAUAAACAAAUGGUCUUAGAAACCGAUUUCCCUCUGUUAGCUUUCAGACUUUGGUCAGGAGUAAAUCCUCAAUAACUGUCUGCCUUCUCAUGAGACCUUAAACAUUGUUUCUAAUGAAAGGAAAUUUAGCUUAAAUGGUUUUGAGCAAAGGGAUGUGGAAAAAAUAUAUUUGCAAUUCGACUAGUCAGUGGACUGCCUGAACAACUAGUCGACUGAUCUGUUUUAAGGAAGCCCUGUACAAAAAUCCCUGUUUCGUGUUCACGACCAAGAGCAGAUGUGUUUUCUAGGCCAAAUACACACAAAUACGUUUUUGAUUGAAAACUAGAGGCAUUAACAUAGCAAAAUCAAUGCAUUUUCAAUCGAAAAUGUACAAGUGUGGACGUGGCCUUAGGGGCCGUUUACACAAGGCAUGCACUUCAAAAACAGCUAGACCAAAUGCAACAGAAUAUAACAGAAUGUAGAUGGCUCAAGACAUGUCUUAAAAAUGUAAAGUUCGUAGCAGGAAUGUAUAAAAAAAAAACAGCGCAAGAUGCAACGGGUAAAGACGUCUGUAUGAAUGCUUGUGGCUGUAGCACUAGUGCUUUAAAGCAGAUUAAUUUAAAGACAAAGACAUGCAAACUAUCCAACAGCUGUAGCCCAUCAUACUGUCAGCAUUGUUAGCACUGUUGCCUCACAACAAGAAGGUCUCGGGUUCGAGUCCCGGUGUUGUGUCGAACUCUGUUUCCCCCCCCAGCAGAUCUGUUUGGGGGAACAGUAUCUGACGGUAACAUUUUCCGCUGUCAGAAUGCGUUCCCCCAUGCACAAGCCUAACCCUUCCCUUCCCUUCCCUACCAUACCCUACCUACCCUAACCCUAACCUACAUUACUCUACCUACCCUAAACAUAACCAUAACCCCAUACCCUAUCUGGGCUAGGGGGAAACAGAUUCCAACAGGGAACACAAUUCGAUACAACACCGGCUAAACUGGGCCUUUCUGUGUGGAGUUUGCAUGUUCCCCCCGUGUACGUGUGGGUUUCCUCCGGGUGCUCCGGUUUCCCCCACAAGUCCAAAAACAAGCAGGUUAAGUGAAUUGGAAACUCUAAAUGGCCCCCUAGGUGUGAGUGAGAGUCCCCCAGCCACUGGGGGUUGCGUCAGGAAGGGCAUCCGGUGUAAAACCUGUGCCAAGUCAAAUAUGCGGAUAACGGAUGGUCCGCUGUGGUGAUCCCUAACGAGAGCAGCUGAAAAAGAAAGAAGAAGAAUACACAAUUUACAGUCAUAUUUAAUCAAAUU